AGAAGUAUGAACUUGUGUGUGAUUGAGCUGCAGGAAGCAUUAAGAGGAGAAACGACUGCAGACACAACUCGUUAUACUCACUCUUUUGGCUUUUACAGAAGGACGAGUGGCCUUAUGGGUCCUCAGGAGGGACUUUAUCCACCGGGUCACACGUUUUCUCCCGCGCCCCUUCACUCCUGAGAGUUGUCUUGUUCGAUUAAAAAAAAAAAAAAAAAAAAAAAAAAAAUCCGGAGCACUCAGCUUGAACCCGGGCUGUUUUUCCUCUUCCCACUGUGCGUAAUUUCUCUCCCAGAUCGAGAAGAAGGCGACAUCACAACACCACGAGGACGAGGAAUCAGGAGAGACAUAAAGCAAAACUGUGGGAAACAUGAAAACCGUCUUGGAUAUCUGCUUGGUUUUCCUCAUGCUGAACAUCCCCGGCGUGCUGACCUUGUCCACACAUGUAGCACUAAUCUACCCCCAGGACCCCGUCCUCCGCAUGGGGUCCAACUUGACCGUCAGCUGCUGGGUCCAUCCCGACCUCAAAAUCCACGCCAGCUCUCUGUUUUGGACGCUCAACGGUCAGCAGCUGCCCAGCUCCAUGUACAAAGUGCUGAGCCCGACCAACCUCAGUGUGACGCUGGCAGGACUCAACGCCUCAAGGCAGACGUCUGGAGACAACCUGGUCUGUCACAACCACAAGGGGCACAUCCUGGCAGGGUCCUGCCUCUACGUCGGGAUGCCGCCAGAGAAGCCGGUCACUCUGACCUGCUGGUCCAGGAACACCAAAGACCUGACUUGCAGCUGGGCUCCAGGAGGAAAGGGAGAGACCAACAUUAGCACGCAGUACAGACUCAAGUACAAACUCAGAUGGUACGGUAAGGAGAAGGAGUGCGAGGAUUAUACUCAUUCACAGCCGUACUCCUGCAGCAUCACCCGGGACCUGCAUCUCUUCACACCCUACGAGAUCUGGGUGGAGGCCUCCAACCAGCUUGGGCAAGCUACCUCUGAUGUCAUCACUCUCGACAUCUUAGACGUGGUGACCACAGACCCUCCAUCGGGUGUGACAGUCAGCCGUGUCGGGCUGCUGGAGGACCAGCUGAGUGUUCGCUGGGAGGCCCCGCCUGCUCUCAAAGAUUUCCUGUUUCAGGCCAAAUACCAGAUCCGCUACAGACUGGAGGACAGCCAAGAUUGGAAGGUGAUGGAUGACGUGGGGAAUCAAACAUCUUGUAGACUGGCUGGACUGAGACCUGGAACUGUAUAUUUCGUCCAGGUUCGCUGUAACCCUGUGGGAAUCUACGGCUCUCGUAAAGCCGGGAUCUGGAGCCAGUGGAGCCACCCUACUGCUGCUUCCACGCCACACAGCGAGCGGUUGAUGUCGGGCUCGUGUGACUCGAAGUCGAGCGGGGACUCAAACUCCACCCUGCGCAGGGAGCUGAAGCAGUUCUUCGGCUGGGUGCGGAAACACGCCUACGGCUGCAGCAGCAUGUCCAUGAAGUUGUACGACCAGUGGAGAGUGCUGAUGCAGAAGUCGCAUAAAGCUCGCAACCAGGUUCUUCCAGGGGAUAAAUCCUAGCACAGGCUGACUUAACAGAAAGAAGA
This is a messenger RNA of Labrus bergylta (ballan wrasse), 1581 nucleotides long. It is a transcript of the gene crlf1a, whose product is annotated as cytokine receptor-like factor 1a. Gene Ontology annotation, biological process: positive regulation of tyrosine phosphorylation of STAT protein; cytokine-mediated signaling pathway. Gene Ontology annotation, cellular component: signaling receptor complex; CRLF-CLCF1 complex; external side of plasma membrane. Lineage: Eukaryota; Metazoa; Chordata; Actinopteri; Labriformes; Labridae. Gene Ontology annotation, molecular function: cytokine receptor activity; cytokine binding. The record is from RefSeq and is a predicted model, not a curated record.